This is a messenger RNA of Thrips palmi, 2037 nucleotides long. Its product is annotated as KICSTOR complex protein ITFG2-like. Gene Ontology annotation, biological process: regulation of TOR signaling. The transcript is spliced from 7 exons. Gene Ontology annotation, molecular function: protein binding. The record is from RefSeq and is a predicted model, not a curated record. NCBI's taxonomy places the organism in Eukaryota, Metazoa, Arthropoda, Insecta, Thysanoptera, Thripidae. The coding region runs from base 171 to 1448 and encodes 425 amino acids. Gene Ontology annotation, cellular component: KICSTOR complex.
UAAAGGAGAGAAGUGUUGUCUUUGAUACAUGCCAUGGCGGUCGUUAGCAGCUCUAGGCCGCAUAAUUCAGGUGGCCGUCACUACAGCAGUGCUCAUUUACCCACUGGUGUUUCAAGGCGACAAGUUCUUUAAGCUCUCUCACUCUUGGAGAUGUCGACAACACUGGUGAAAUGGCACUGGUUGCAGGGAAUGCAAGUGGAGACCUAGCUGUCUUCAAGGGUGAUAAACAAUGGCAAAUAAUCAAUGGCCUGGGUAUGAUCACAGCAGUGGGUGUAGGUGACAUCCUCAACUGUGGCCUAAAUGCUGUUGUCAUCGUUUGUGGAGACGGUUGGUGCUAUAUUUACCUCUGCCCUGCAGGCAGUGCUAAGCUGGAGUGUGUGCAUAUACAGAGAAUUCCAGCUAAUACUAAGGUGCUUCUCUUGGGAGACAUCGACGAUGAUGGGCAACAGGAACUGGUUUUAGGACUGACAGAUCGUGUUGUCCGGUCAUACCGUUGGUGCUGGAUUGGAGCUCCUAUGGCUAGAGAGACCAUAUUGGCAUUUGCUAAAACAAGUGUCGGCUCUUUAGCUGGACGAGGAGCUUUGGUGUGUUUAAAUAAAUGGGAGUUUGCUCACCAGCUAGGUGCAGUAACUCUGAACCACCAAGCAGGAGGCAAGCCUAGUCUAUUGGUUGCCCAGCCAGGAGGCACUUUUAUGAGAAUUCGUUGCUAUGCUGACUCUGAUAGGACUGAAAUAAACGACUUGGAAGAUAGCAGCAGAUCCAACGCCUUUGGUGAAACAUCUGUUGAUUAUCACCCUCUAUGCAUAAACAGCAUGAGAAACCCUAAUGUUUCAACUGAGAUUCUGGGUGAUAUUGAGACUGGCCGCAAAGAUGACAAUGGAUCUCCUUUCGCUGUUGCAACACUGGAUGGUACAUUGAUGCUGGUUCACAAUGAUGACAUUUUGUGGUCCUUCCAGGUAGAUCAUCAGUUAUUUGCUGUGACAAAGCUAGACAUUACUGGGGAUGGCCAUGAUGAAAUUGUUGUCUGCUCCUGGGAUGGGCAAACGUACAUUUUGGAUUUGGAGAAACAUAGUGUUCGUUUCCAGUUGGAAGAGACAGUAUCUGGAUUCUGUUCUGGGAAAUAUACAUUGGAACCAAACAGCUCUAAACCAUCGAUUCCUGUUCUUGUAUAUGCUACAUUUAAUAACAAAAUCUACAUCUACUAUGAUAUCCACUUACCCAGUAUGCUGACAGAAAACUUUUCCCCUCAUUUAGUUGACUUUAUGCGUGGUUUUGAUCUUCAAGAAAUAGCCAAGAAAAUUCCUAAAUCAAGUGAACAGUAUAAAUACAUAGCCGAAUUUCUAAGCGGUCCCAUAACCACAGACAAAAUGAAAAAACUCACCGAAUUGUGCUUGUAUUUCAGAACAGACCUUGCUCAGCCCUCUGCCCCAAAACCCAUUGAUGGUUAAUGAAAAACCUUUCUUUUGAUUGUUCUAAUUCUACUUGUUCCAUGAUAUUCCAUAACAGAGUACAAAUAGAAUUUUUAGCCCUCCAAUACUAUGUCAAAGAAAAAUAAGACUGUCUUUGUUUUGAUUUUUCUCAUUUACUAAAAAAAUGUUACUUCUUUGAGUGAGUGUCUUCCUUUCCAAACGCUAUGUGUCAAAGCCAUGUUCAUAACAGCUUUUUAUUUCUUUGAUUGUUGUACAUUUUGAUGCUAAAGGAUGUUUUAGAAUUUUUAUUAGAAUUUAUGGAAUGUCCUCUGUUAUGUUGUUAAUUAUCCUUUGACAGGAUGCUUCUCUUGUAAUUCGAUUAUUACUUACAUCUCUAGUCACAAUCAAGUUGAGCCACAAAGCUCUGUCUUUUUUUAACAAAAAAAUAUCAAGUGUUUCUCAAUGUGACAUUGAAAUAAAUGAAACUGUGUGUGCUGAGUAUCACAGCACCACAAAGUCGAAAGGAAAUUGUAUUUCUUAAUGGUUUGACUUUAAUUAAAAUAGAUUUCUGUACAUUGUAUGCUACAUUAUAAAAACGAUUAAAAGAGGAAUGGAAGCUAAAGGAAAA